GAAAUAGAAAACCUAAAAGAAUACGAGAUUCCUGAUUAUAAAAAUCACAAAAGAUUAAAAUCUGACUUUCCAAAUGAUCUUAAGCAAAAAUUAAAAGAAUGCCAUCAAAAAAGACUCGAUUUCUUGAAAUAUCUAAAUGAAAUAACGAAUGAACAAAAGAAAUUAAAAAAAAUUUGA
This is a messenger RNA of Dentiscutata erythropus, 177 nucleotides long. NCBI's taxonomy places the organism in Eukaryota, Fungi, Glomeromycota, Glomeromycetes, Diversisporales, Gigasporaceae. The record is from the annotation of a GenBank genome assembly.